Messenger RNA from Paraphaeosphaeria sporulosa, 315 nucleotides. RefSeq lists its product as uncharacterized. The record is from RefSeq and is a predicted model, not a curated record. Lineage: Eukaryota; Fungi; Ascomycota; Dothideomycetes; Pleosporales; Didymosphaeriaceae. Bases 1 to 315 code for a protein of 104 amino acids. The transcript is spliced from 2 exons.
AUGAAUCUCAUCACCUGCUUUGCAGCCGUUUUUGCGGAAUUUGCCGCUUACGCGGACCCUCCAGUCGCUCCGGGCUCUGACCUCUCUGGUGGCCCCACCUUCGGUAAGGCUCCACGCGACUAUGUGACAAACAAAACUCGCUCGGCAGCAGCCGACCUCGCCACUCACUCCCACACCACGGACGUCAAGGACUCGCUUGUUGAGGGAGCGCAUCAAGAUAUCUACACAGCUGGCGUCGUUGCACGAACCACUGACGACGGGGAUGCCGUGCUAGCUUUGGAGAAGCCGAAACGACCCUGGGACAGUCUGAGAUGA